Molecule: messenger RNA, 558 nt
Organism: Caenorhabditis auriculariae
Lineage: Eukaryota; Metazoa; Nematoda; Chromadorea; Rhabditida; Rhabditidae
Source: the annotation of a GenBank genome assembly
AUGUCAAACCAACCAAACAUACAGGUAAUUGUCAAAAAAACCAAAGUUAUAAUCGACAUUUUCAAGCAUAUUCGCUUCGGCUUACUAUUUGGACCGCUUCUCACAGCUUUCAUCAUGUUCUACACACUGCCAGUUUUGUUAGGUUUAUAGUUGCUUAUCUCCACAACGGAUUUCGUAAUUUAGGAAUCAUCAUGAACACGAUAGCGAUGAUUUUGGUGGUUUCCUGUCUGUUGGGGAUCCUUGAGGCUCAUUUUAGCGGAAUAUUCAAUGUGGGAGUUUUUAUUGUACGUCCACUUUGAAAAAAAUUUCAAGAUUUUAUCGUCUAUGGCUCUUCUCUUGUUCAUAACAUUAUCAAAACCGCCGUUGAAUCAAGAAGGUUUAUCUGAGGAAUCGAUUCCAAAAUGUAAAAAAAAAGAUUAAGGUCCCAUGAUUGUCACGAUCCUCGCAGCGAACGCCUUUUUUGUUGGCUGCGGAAUCGUCACCUACACAGUCGCCGCUUUGCGAUGGUUUUUCGGAGAGGAUGUCAAUAAAACGAGAAGCGAAAAAAAUUUUUCUUGA